Danaus plexippus (monarch butterfly) is the source of this 1275-nucleotide messenger RNA. Its product is annotated as nucleoside diphosphate kinase 7-like. The record is from RefSeq and is a predicted model, not a curated record. The transcript has 7 exons. Gene Ontology annotation, cellular component: centrosome. Lineage: Eukaryota; Metazoa; Arthropoda; Insecta; Lepidoptera; Nymphalidae. The coding region runs from base 113 to 1258 and encodes 381 amino acids.
UUCUAACUAUAAUUAGCAUUAAAACAGUCUUACGUCAACAUAGCGAUUUGUCUGAAUAAUGUUUUUUGUGAUCGUUUAAUUUGUUAUAUUAUUCAGGAAGUUUUAUAUCAAAAUGGUUUAUGACUACUUCGACAAGUACACAUUCCUGUGCGAAAUGUAUGAUGAAGAUGCUGACGAGAUAAGAGAGUUAUGUUUAAAUUUCUUUCCUUUCGACAAUUCAAUUCAAGUUAUAGACGCAAAGAAGGGAAAGAAUUUGGUGAAAAGAGUUCAACUGCCGACAUUGAAGGUUGAAAUGUUACAAGUGGGAAACAUCGUUAAUAUUUUUUCAAAACUAUUACAUAUUGUAGACUGUGCUCCCGCUACACAUAAAAAGUUAUUUCAUAAUGUUCAAAGUACAUUCGCAUUAAUUAAACCAGUGCCAGCAAGUCUGCAUGGAAAAAUUAUAACAUUCAUUAUGAAGAAUGGUUUCCGGAUUGUGCGCAUGAAGAAUGGGAAAAUAAGCAAAGAUUUUGCUAUGGAGAUGUAUCAACAUCUUGCGGGAAGCAACAUGUUGCCAAUCAUCAUAGAUUACAUAACGACGGGUGAAGUUAUCGGAUUAGAGUUAGUUGCACCCAAUGCUGUGACAAAAUGGAAAGAAUGUUUAGGUGAUACCGAUCCGCUUACCGCAAAACCCGGCACAUUGCGGAGACUCUACGGUGAAAAUAAAGUUAAAAAUAUAGCUCACGGCUGUUCGUCUGUGCAGGAGGCAGUGAAUAUGCUCGAUUUGUUCUUUGGUUACGAAAAUGGAUUACCCAGAAUUCAAUUUCGAGCGACGGUAAAGGACUGCACCUGUUGCAUUAUAAAACCUCACGUUAUUAUUGAUGGCAAUGUUGGCGCCAUAUUGGAAAGGAUCGCAGUAUCCAAAACAUUCUACAUUUCAGCAAUAGCAAUGUUUUCGGUUAAAUUACAAAAUGCACAGGAAUUUUUUGAAGUGUAUAAAGGCGUUUUACCUGAAUAUGAGGCAACAUGUAUUCAUCUGGCUGAAGGCAAGUGCGUGGCCUUAGAAGUUAAAUGCAAUGAUCCGAAAUUAAACUGUGUUUGCGAAUUUAGGAAAUUAUGCGGCCCAAGGGACCCUGAGCUGUGUCGUCAAUUAUAUCCGGAUUCCCUAAGAGCACUCUAUGGUAAAAACAUUGUGCACAAUGCGGUACAUUGUACCGAUCUCCCUGAAGACGGAGAACAAGAAGUUGAAUACUUUUUUAAAUUAUUAGCCAACAGUUGAUUUUAUAAUGUUAUGUA